Messenger RNA from Mus musculus (house mouse), 6104 nucleotides. RefSeq names its product heparan sulfate (glucosamine) 3-O-sulfotransferase 3A1 (gene Hs3st3a1). The coding region runs from base 20 to 823 and encodes 267 amino acids. The transcript has 3 exons. Lineage: Eukaryota; Metazoa; Chordata; Mammalia; Rodentia; Muridae. The record is from RefSeq and is a predicted model, not a curated record. Gene Ontology annotation, cellular component: Golgi membrane. Gene Ontology annotation, molecular function: sulfotransferase activity; [heparan sulfate]-glucosamine 3-sulfotransferase activity. Gene Ontology annotation, biological process: heparan sulfate proteoglycan biosynthetic process; glycosaminoglycan biosynthetic process.
GAGGUCGCCUCUGGCUAGGAUGGCCCCCUCGGGUCCCACCGGCGCCCAGCCCAGCCCGGCGGAGCCACUGUCGCGCAGCAUCUUCAGGAAGUUCUUGCUGAUGCUCUGCUCGCUACUCACUUCCCUCUACGUCUUCUACUGCCUGGCGGAGCGCUGCCCACCCGGCUCGGGCCCCGUCGCGGGGGUCCCGGGGCGCGGCGUCCCUGCAGGACCCAGGGAACUGGCGAUGUGGCCCGCGGGAGCGCCAAGGAAGCGCCUCCUGCAGCUGAGGCAACGGAGGAGGCGCGGGCGGUCGGGGCCAGGAGACAGCAGCGACCAGGAGGAGCAGAGCCCUGGGCUGGCCGCCGCACCAGGAGGCUCCGGGGCGGGAAGCAGCGUGGCCGAGGCCCAGCCGGGGACCCUGGCCUUACUUCUGGACGAGGGCAGCAAGCAGCUGCCGCAGGCCAUCAUCAUCGGCGUGAAGAAGGGCGGCACGCGGGCGCUGCUGGAGUUCCUGCGCGUGCACCCCGACGUGCGUGCCGUGGGUGCUGAGCCCCACUUUUUUGACCGCAGCUACCACAAGGGCCUCGCCUGGUACCGCAUAAAAAAGCAAGAACUGAGUUUCGGAGUUAUUGGCCUAAGCAGAACACAGCCAGCCAUUCAGAUCAGACACUGGAGUACCACGGUGGGAAGAUAUCAAGUAACCAAGCCCACACUUGUUCCAUUACUGUGCAUCCUGACUAUGGCUGGAUUUCUCAACGGCAGUGAGAACAUUCGAAUAUUAGAAAACACCAAACUUCCUGGGCUGAGAAGAAAGUUUCAAGAAAGCUGGCUUUUUCUCUAAACAAACAAAUGACAAAACAAAUGAAGUCUAAGGAGUGAAAUCUGUAGGGCUGGGCUGUGUUUCCAUGCAUCCUGGGUGUGUGAGACUCUACUCAGGAAGUGAAGUGAGGAAACCACAAGUAAGAAAGCAUCCCAUGAACUUACCUCAGGACCACUGAUACCCUUGGUGUCUUUGGUCGUAGAAAAUCUCAAGCCCUGUUCUAGGUGAUUUUCACAACUUGAUUCUCAGGACACUUCCCAUGCUGGCCCACCAUGAUCUAGGAUGAAGACGAUUACUGUACAGUAAGGAACAGAGUUCAGUCAUGUCAGGAACGAAACUCAUCCUGAAGGCAACCUGUGGACCCAGCAGGUCUGAGCAGACCCCAGACACCACAGAACACUCACAGAAUAAGAUACACUCAUGCCUGCUUCACACCAUCGGACAAAUGAAAUGCCUGAUCAUAAUGCAAAAAUAAGAGGACAGCAUAAAUCGGAUUGGGAAAACAACCAAAUCAAAUGUGAAAUAAAAGUUACAGGACAUCGGCGAUGGAGAGACCCCUCAGUGUUUCAGAUCACCUGGAUCCCAUGUGUGCAUGCACAGGCAUGCACACACCUAGGUCCAAGGCAUCUGUAAUAAGUCUCCAGUGGCUGGAAUGUGAAGAUCGUUUGGUAAACAGACCUCUGGUAAGCAGCUACCCCUUGCCAUGCUGAGAGGAAGAGUGGAUUGGGAAGAGCCGAGACGAUGAACAAGGAGCCUGGAGGUUGUAAGUAGGCAGAGACUACAAGACUCAUAAAAAUGUAAAACAUUUGUCAAUCAAUAACAAUCUUUUAUUAGUAGUAAAAUUAAAAUAAGGAAAGGAGAGGUAGUGCUCAGUGUUGAGACCUUGAAUCUUCAUUGACCGGGAGACUGCAACGUAAGCAUGAGAUCUUAAGUUUAUUACUAUGCAAAAGAAGUUUUAUAUAAGGACCAAAAGAAAAAGAAAUCAUCUAAAUGGGCGGGAAUAACACAAGCUGGGAAUGUUGAUCACUCUAGUAGAGGAAGCAAAGAGACAAAACUGUGGGUAGAAAGCAUUAAACAAAAUAUUAAUAAGUCAUGAUUCAUGUUGUAAGAAAUCAAAACAAUAAAUACAUUCAGAUGAAAUGGUAAAGAUUCCUCAGCUUGGAGAACCAUCUCGGAAAGAUAAGCUGUUGUCCAAAAGAUCCUGAAGAGUUUGAGAGCCUGCCUUCCAACAUCUUCUAGAUAUUUCAAUUCUUGUGUCUUCCAUAACAGGCGUCUUAUACUAUUUUUAAUGAUUGUUUUAACUUAUGUAUAAGUGUGAGUAUAUAUGUCACAUACAUACAGGACCCCGAAGAGGCCAGAAGAAUGCAUUAAAUCCCUCAGGACCUGGAGCUACAGCAGGUUGUGAGGCACGAUGUAGGUUUCGGGAACCAGACACCAGUCCUCCAGAAAAGCAGCUGUAUUUGUAUCUCUGGGCCCCUCUCUCUAGCUCCUUUUAAAACAUUUUAGGCUGCUGCUGACCCAUUGAGCCUGAGCAAUUAGUAUGCAAUCUUACAUCUAUUAAAUCAGCAUGCAGAUGAAAUGGUAACUGAUAAUAAAUUAUAAAGAACUGUGUUUUAAACAAGUCUCCUUUGAUGAAAACAUAAUUUUACCAUUUAUUAAAGAUGAAAGCAAAGUUAACUUUUAAUGAGGUGGAUGCGUAUGCUUGUUUUAGAUAAAGAGUUGCAUCUUGGCUGAAUACUUGAUGCUGCAAGGUGUACAGCGUCUUCGCUGUUUUUCAUAGAUGAUUUUGGUAUUCUUACAUUAUGACAGUCAGUGGUGAGAGAAAGCUGCUUCAUAGAAAAGCAUAUAAAAACCACCAGAAAUAGAUCUACUGCCAUAUCAAAAAUUGUUGAAAUUCUGUUCACUAUAAGCCAAAAUUCAUUGAACAAUUUUAUUUUAUGAAGUUCAAGACAACAAUUCAGACUGUAGUCUUCAUAAUCAAACACUUUGACAUGGAACAUCCCAAAGGUAUGCUAAUUUAAUACCUACAUGCUAAGGCUUAAUGGUAGGAAACUAUUAAAUGCCUGCUUUCUAUGAUUAAUUUGCUAUGUUUCUGUAAUAUCAGAAACUUUCUGGUGUAGCAAAAACACCACAAUUCAAAGUGAACAGUAGCCUUGAAUCUAAGCCCUGGUGUUUGAGGCAGUGUUCAUUGGUGUAGUAUGGUAUGGGACAUGCACAGUUUGUGAGCAUGCUGUGUGAUCCAAACCAAAGCUUCAGUGAGGUUGUGUGGCUCAGUACAGGCCGGUGCUCCCCCAACCAGCUUGAAUCCAUUGCGUGUGAAUCGAUGUUGGACCCUGUGUGUCAAACAUUGCUCUAAUGAACGUUUUGUGAACCGCCAUUAUCAUUUACCAGACCCCAUAUGAGGCUGUGACCCAUAGUUUAAGGUGCUUGUGGGGUGUAUGUAACUGUGAAGAGGUGGAACGGAGCUACAUAUCUAAAGUUGGCAUUAGCCACAGCAUGAGGCGCUGCUCUGGGGGGAUGAAUGAAACGUAGGGAGACAAGAUGUUCAAAGUCAUGCAGACUCAUCUUCAGGAAAAGCUCUUCAGAUUUUCAGUGUAGGCAUGCAUCCAAGUGCUUUCUUGCACAUCAGUAAUUUGGUUCAUGCAUUGAGCCAUAAUCAAUAGUAAAAAUGAUGUACCUGGCACCAAUACUCAUAGGUGCUGUUCUGUGAUAUUCAAGCUAUGUGCUUACUGCUGCUUGAUAAUAUCUUAUAAAUGUAGUGUGUAGGAGGUUGUGCCAGGAGGGUCUCUGGAGGUCAACACAGUAACAUAGUGGGAGAGUUAGAGCGGGAGGAGAGAGGGAGGGAAGAAAGAGAGAGACAGUGAAAGAGAGACAGAGAGACAAAGAUAGAGUGACAGAGACAGAGAGAGACGGAGCUGGAGAAAUAAGAAAAAGAACAGCCAUGUUCCUUAAGGCACAUAUCCAGUAGUAGGAAGGAGGAGGGGACGCCUUUCAGUCCCAUCCUGGGGCUCUGUGACCCUAGGGCAGGUUUUAGUGCUUUGCUGGGUUUUUCUGUCCUCUGGAUUCUAUCGAUUUAGUGAUCCUUAGAACCAAUGAGUGUCAAAAUGAAAGAACCAGCCAGACUUCCUUUGAACUGUAUCUAGAUGUAUGCUUGUGUCAUCACUGCACAGUGGUGCACAGUGCCUGGAUACUGCCGCAUUUUCUCAGUUUACCUGUAUUCCUAACCCCAGUUUUUCUAAGAGAAAUAACUCUGCCUCCCCUAAUCCCAGAUAAUGAGGACCUGUGUGAGUGUGCGAUGGUUUCUGUGGGAUAAAAUCGGUACCAACCCACACGACUACCCUUCCUGAAAGGGCAAAAAGCUAGCCUCCCAUUGAAGGCUCCAGUUCCUGCUCUAAUCCCUCCACUUCCCUUAGACUCCAACCUCAGUGUCCUUCGGCACCAGGCCAACCUGAAAGACAGUUGUUCACUCUAUCCUGGGGAUUUGGUGCUGUUGGGAAAACUUACUUCCUUCUGUCUCACAGGGAGGGAGGUGUCUGUGAAUCCAUGAAGAAACCAAUAGGGGCUUCAGGUGCCAUCGGUAUUAUGCAGGACAGUAGGCAUAUAUUUUCCCACUAUGUAUGACAUCCCUGGGAAUCUGUGGCAUCUUGAUCAGGGUCCCAUUAGGUCCCCUUAAAUUCCUUCAUCUCAAGAGUGAGAGAAGCCUGCAACUGGCUUUAUUCAUUUAAACACUGUGUGCACCUGGUAUGUGAGCCCCUAGUAAAGAGAAGCUGGGGCCUUCCAGGCGUAGGAAGUUAGGGGAAAAAAUCAUCCUUUUAUGAACUCAAAUACUGUGCUGUCAUAGGUAAAUAGAAGAUGGUUUAUGGCCACAGGGCACAUCGAUCAGCUUCAUAAAUGCAGACCUCUGGAGCUCAGCUGGGUGCCUAGAUAUUUGACUCUUUGGAUGGGGUUCUGCCCAGUGGAAAUGCUUGCCAGUGAUUUCCAUCAAUGUAGAAAAACAGAACUUACAGCUCAUAAAUCCUCUGCCUGGCCAGACCUGGGGAUUGGGGAUGGGCUGGGGGUGGUAGGACCUGGGGGGAGGGCCGAAGACGGAGCGUGGAGGAUGUUAAAGGAGCGCCAUUAGGAUAAUGUUUCCUCAGUUUCUGAAUCUGUCUUUCACUCUGGACAUUUUUAUAGGGUCAUUCAAAACCCAGGAUGUAAUGGUGAUCAGAGCCAGAAGGGAGGGGGCUGCAGUGUCAGGAAUUGGCUAGCAUUACAUCCCCGCCACUCUCUGUCCCUCCUGUGUGCCCUGGCAGCCAUGUUGGUGACAGGAUGUGAAAUGUUUGCUGAAUGGAUUGGCGUGUCUGUCUUCGGGGGACACGUUUGUCCCUGCCCUUCUUGGCUUGUCCUGGCCAUGGCUGUGUCUGUGUCUGACUCAUCUCUUGGCAUGAGUCAUUAGCUUAAAAACCCUCUCCCAGACUGCCCAAGCUGCCUUUGACUAGAGACAGAGCUGAAGUUACUGCCCAAACAUUCCUGCAAACAUGGGGUGGAAAUUGUGAUGGGAUGGGAGAAAGAAAUGGUGGAAUCCAAUCAGUUAUUUCUUCAGUUUUAGGGAUUUGAAAGGGUCUGAACAUCGAUCCUUGCUUGCAGCUUUGCUGUCUGGAAAAGACAUUUGCUGCAUGACCCUGUCUCCAGUCAGGGGCCAAGCUCCUUGGCCUAACAGGCACAUCUGCCUUCAGUGCCACCCAGUCCAAACAAACCAUAACCUCGUACUGCUGUGCAUAUAUCCUCUCCAAAACCCACCCAUACUGCUGUGCAUAUAUUCUCUUCAAAACCCACCCAUACUGCUGUGCAUAUAUCCUCUCCAAAACCCACCCAUACUGCUGUGCAUAUAUCCUCUCCAAAACCCACCCAUACUGCUGUGCAUAUAUUCUCUUCAAAACCCACCCAUACUGCUGUGCAUAUAUCCUCUCCAAAACCCACCCAUACUGCUGAGCAUAUAUCCUCUCCAAAACCCACCCAUACUGCUGUGCAUAUAUCCUCUCCAAAACCCACCCAUAUCUGGAAUGUUGGCACCAGUAAAAUGCACAACCCACCUCCCCUGCCUCCUCUCUCUCUCCACCCCCCCCUCUCUAAAAUCUCCCACUGGAAUUCCCUUGUAUUUCCAGCUUUGUGGGAUGUCGGAUGACCUAUAGCUAAAGCAUUGAGGGAUGGUCCAGGUUUGCUACAUCUCAGAAGGAAAGAUUAGCAGAGAGAAGGAUUUUCCUCAGAGGGAAAUCAAGUAGCAAAGGGCAAGACAAAAAAAAAAAAAAGAGUCUAGCAUUCU